AGCAGAGAGAAAAGAGCAGUGGUAUGUGCUCCAGCAAGACGUGGACCACCAGGCGUACCUGGAAAAGAUGGUCCACAGGGUGCUGAUGGCCCGAAUGGCAAGCGUGGUAUAGAUGCUCGCGACAUUCUGGCCGAACAGCAAGAAAAAUGCAUAAUAUGCCCGGCAGGCGAUACAGGACCAGAAGGCCCACCGGGAGAUAGAGGAUUGCAAGGAGAGAAAGGGAAUAAGGGAUCGCCGGGGAUUCCAGCUGUGGAUGGAAUUGCAGGCGAAAUCGGCCCUGAGGGCGAUGUUGGACCAGCUGGUCAUCCAGGAAAUCCUGGAAGACGCGGCGCAGCCGGCCGACCCGCCGAAGGUGGCAUAGGUAACCCAGGGCCAAAAGGAGCAGACGGACCUGUUGGGCGAGCAGGAGCACAGGGACCGCGAGGAAAGAGGAAUUACAUCUACGGACCGCCUGGACCACCCGGACAACCGGGACCAAAUGGUUUGGAUGGAGUAAAUGGCAAUGUUGGUGAUAGAGGACCAAAAGGACCACCUGGAGAAAAGGGUGCAGACGCGAAGUUCUGCCCAUGUCCUAUGGAAUUACAUAUGGUUAGCGAAUCGCGGAAAUUGUCCAAACCUGCCUCACAGUACGGAACUUCAAUCGCAUCGAAACCAGGCCUUCGACACAAGACAAAGAUCAGCGCAGAAAAGGAUAUUCCCGAGAUGCCCGAUACAGUCGUUGAUUCCACACCCGCGAUGAUCGACGCAGAAGUUCGUGGUGAGAAUAUGUUAGGGACAGGACCCCAUAGUGGUUUCAAGGCUGGUCCUCCAGCUCGUCAAGAGAUACAACCUCCAGGAGGAGAAAGGCGAGCUUUUUUCACUAGGCCUAUGCCAAAAAAACUGCACCCAAAAUGGAAAAUAGAGAGUGAAAAAGAGAAAAAAGUUCUAUGGUCGCUGCCGGUUCAAGACGAAAUUGAUGUUAAUGGCCCUCACUGCAGUAAAAAUUCAUUUUUAAGGCCUAGAAUGCCAAUGCUUGGUUCUGCUCCUGGUACAAUAACUGGAACAAGGAUAGAAAGACCGACUACCAUCGAACCCAUAUCCACCACAGCAAAA
Molecule: messenger RNA, 1092 nt
Organism: Cylicocyclus nassatus
Lineage: Eukaryota; Metazoa; Nematoda; Chromadorea; Rhabditida; Strongylidae
Source: the annotation of a GenBank genome assembly